Messenger RNA from Drosophila hydei, 996 nucleotides. Its product is annotated as parkin coregulated gene protein homolog. NCBI's taxonomy places the organism in Eukaryota, Metazoa, Arthropoda, Insecta, Diptera, Drosophilidae. The record is from RefSeq and is a predicted model, not a curated record. The coding region runs from base 123 to 944 and encodes 273 amino acids. Gene Ontology annotation, molecular function: Hsp70 protein binding; Hsp90 protein binding. The transcript has 4 exons.
UCGCACAGUGUAUCCCAUCCAAUCAACAAUAUUUUGGUCGCAUUCUCAAAAAGUCUCGUUAUAUUUCAAACUAAAAUAGUUUCUGUGCGCUUACUCAUUACUCAUACGUCUCUACAGCCAAUAUGCACGCUAAUAAGUGUCCGGACAUGCAUGAGCGGGCCAAGCGUGUUCACGAGCCUGGCAGGAUCUGUCGCGAGCUACUUUACUUGCGCUCCAAGCGGGCCGUACGUGAGGUGCCCGCCUUUACCUACCAGGCUCUGCAGAAGGGCACAGUAGUCAAGCCCCCCAAAAAAAUUGAUAUAUUCAAACGUCAGCCCGUGAAGGAGACCGUCUUUAAGAUCUACUUCAUGCGCGGCGACAUCCCUGUGGCUCUGACAGGACGCAGCAACAAGCAGGAUCCCACCAAGGAUCGCCCUUUGCGCUGGCACUGCACGCCCGAAGAGCUCGAUUAUUGCUACUAUUUACCCAUCUUUCUGGAUGGAUUGGCUGACAUAGACAGCGAUACACGCUUGCUGGCGGUCAAUGCAGCCGUCGAUCUGAUCAUGAGGCAGCCGCACAAGGUGCUCCCAGUGCUGCCCAAGCUAAUACUUCCGCUCAAGCGCGCCUUUCAGACCCGCGACAAGGGUAUCAUCAUAUCAGCUCUCAAAGUGCUACAGCUGAUGGUGCGACUGGGGCCUUGCGUUGGGCAAGCUCUAGUUCCCUUCUACCGUCAACUAUUGGCCGUAUGCAAUCUAUACAAGAAUAUCAAUGUUAAUUUGGGCGAAGGCGUCGACCCUGAUCGCAGUAAGCGCAUUGGCGAUGUCAUCGAAGACACUCUAAAGCUGCUUGAGUACUGUGGCGGACCGAAUGCAUUCAUAAACAUCAAGUACAUGGUGCCCACCUAUGAGAGCAGCGUCUUCCCACGCUGUCUGUCGACUGAUGGCGCAGAUGGCUCAAAGCAUUGAUUACUUCACAGUUCAAUAAAACUUUUUAUUUGCUUAUUUUGGGUUCAUUAUG